This is a messenger RNA of Prunus armeniaca (apricot), 327 nucleotides long. NCBI's taxonomy places the organism in Eukaryota, Viridiplantae, Streptophyta, Magnoliopsida, Rosales, Rosaceae. The record is from the annotation of a GenBank genome assembly.
AUGGUCGACCGAAUCCAUGCAGACGAGGGCAGUGUAGCCAACAUCAUACAAUUGAUAGUUAUCCAACAGAUGGGCUUAGAGACAAAGAUUAAUAAAUCAGCCAAGUCGCUGACUGGUUUCAAUAGCAUAACAACGGUUACUGUGGGUAUAAUAGAUCUCGAUGUCUACUCCCUACCUAUAAUCAGCUCGCAAACGUUCAUGAUCAUUGAUGAAGUCUCACCCUACAAUGGCAUUCUAGGCAGACCAUGGAUCAGCAAGACCAACGCCAUCACCUCCGCUACACAUCAGAAGAUUCGCUACCCAAUCCUUGGGGGUGGUAUCGGCUAG